AGGUCACAGGAAAGCAGUCAAAGACCUAGCAAACAGUCUCUUCCCCAAGACCUCAGCUUAGGUUUAGCUAAGUUAACCAAUUUGACACAAGUUGAGAUGAGGACAUUAGCAUUUUGAGCAAUCUGUGCUUAGGGCAGAAAAUAGUCUUUUCACCUGAACAGUUUUGUCCAGAGAGACUCAAGCUUAAGACACUUCAGGGAUUUCACAGGCUAUAAAUCAGAAUGGACCACUACGAGCUUCUACUAAGAAGCAGAUGGGCAGCGUGACCCUGUGUCACUCCAGCCACAGGCUGAGUUUCUCCAGUUACAUUUAGUCUAGCAGAACUCAAGUGCAGAGAGAAUGAAGUGGUGGGUUUGAGAAUGUGGUCUCUGCAACAGACAUCUGCAAUCACACAGCAUAGACCUUGCCAUUGAAAAAAGUGCAUGGUGGGGCUGUAAGCAGGAAAGGAGCAAACGUUGCUGCACUACAUGAGUGGUCAGGGAGCCCAGAGCAAGUUGGGGCAGACACACUACCUGAAGCCUUUUGUGUCAGAAGCAGUCUGCUGCCUUUGUCAAGAGAACAGGCAUCAAAUGGCCAGGAAAAUGCAGAUUUCAAAACCAUCAACCUGCUACGAACAGCCACCGAUCUGCCAUGAAGUGCCUGACAAAACCAGUCAUAAUGACACAGGAAGAAAGAGCAGCCCUUUCACCAGACAGCAAAUAGCUCUGUUUGAGUGCCUACCAAGCGCAUCGAUUUCACUUCCCCACUAAGUGACCAGGAAGCACAUUUGGUCCCUCUGACACCCGUCUUCACAAAAUCCUCUUCCCAGCUUGUCAUGGGGGACACAGGGAUUCUUCCAUUUUCUCUGGGGGUCUGUGAGAAGACAGUUCUCCUCAACUUUCCAGAGACCAAAUUACACAAAGCUAUGCUUCUGCAUCUGGCUUGCAGUCCUACCAGGGACUUGGAACAGGGGGAGGCGACAGGAAGGGCUGACAUCAAAGUCGCAAGCCUUUACCUGCUCCCACUACAACAGAACUUGCCUGAGGACUUUCACAGCUCUGCUGCACACUUACCUCCCAGGCCGCGACUCCUUCUUGCAAGGGAAGCCCACUCCCUCCAACAUUCCCCAAACCAAAACUGGAGGGACAGAGAGUUUGGGCAACCCCUGCACUCCCUCAGGUACUGUGUCACCUCACUGGAAACACUGACUAGCAAAGGAUGAAGGACGAUAUCAAACAACCACUACACAUGAAGAACUGUUAGUGCACACACAGAGCGAUGGCUGUAUCCGCCUUUUGCCUCUGCACCCCCUCCAAGACACUUUAGCCCAUCUCAGCUUUGGAGCUCCUGAAUCACAGCUGCUAAACAGCUACUAGAACAAGGAAUCAAAACUUCCUUCAUCCCUGAGCACUGGGCAGGUCUUCCAAUUGACAGGAAGGUGCCACAACAGAUACAGCUGUUAUAGGCUAUGCUGAUAGCAACCGUCAUCUCUGAUGCCGUUUGCCAAGGUGUUUGCCUACCUGUUCUUUCCACAGGACUGUACGCCGUCUUCAUUCCAGACCGACCUAAGACCAGCACACUUCCAUGACCUACGCCUGACCCAGACCCUGUAAAGGACACAGCGUUUGCCAUUUUAACCCAGACCAACGCUGCCGACUUGCUGCUCUGCAACACCCAGGACAGCAGGUCCACCAGACCAACACACCAUGGAAAACCAUACCACAGACUUAGGCGACUUGCCACUGACAACAGAAUUUGACUACAGCGAUUCAGCUCCAUGCAUGGGAACUGAGGAAAAGCACUUUGCAGCAAAACUUUUGCCACCGCUUUAUUCUUUGGUGGUGAUAUUUGGCCUCACAGGCAACAUGCUCGUUGUCCUCAUCCUGGUAAAAUACAAGAGAUUGAAGAGUAUGACUGACAUCUACCUGCUCAAUUUGGCAAUAUCUGAUUUGCUGUUUAUAUUUUCUCUCCCUUUUUGGGCUUAUUACGCUGUUCAUGACUGGAUUUUUGGGGAGGCGCUGUGUAGAAUUCUCUCAGGUGUCUACCUCCUUGGCUUCUACAGCGGCGUCUUUUUCAUAAUCCUGUUGACUCUGGACAGGUAUCUGGCCAUAGUGCAUGCAGUGUUUGCUUUAAAAGCUAGGACAGUUACCUACGGCAUCCUCACCAGUGCUGUUACUUGGGCUGUUGCUAUUUUUGCUUCUGUUCCUGGGAUAAUAUUUCACAAAACUCAAAAGGAAAAUUCACGUUAUACUUGCAGUGCUCAUUAUCCAUCAGAGCAGAGGAGUGUAUGGAAGCAAUUCCUGACCUUAAAAAUGAACAUCCUGGGACUUCUUAUUCCAAUGUUAAUUAUGAUGUGCAGCUACACACAAAUUAUAAAGACAUUACUGCAAUGUAGGAAUGAGAAGAAACAUAAAGCAGUCAGACUUAUUUUUAUCAUUAUGAUUGUCUAUUUUUUUUUCUGGGCACCAUACAACAUUUGCAUUCUUUUGCGUGAUUUUCAAGGUACAUUUUCCAUCGCUACUUGUGAAGGCAGCAGUCAACUGCACAAAGCAACCCAAGUGACAGAAACGAUCUCAAUGAUCCACUGUUGUAUCAAUCCUGUGAUCUAUGCCUUCGCUGGAGAAAAAUUUAGGAAGUAUCUUCGUAGCUUUUUCCGAAAGCAGAUUGCAUUCCACUUCUCUAAAUACUGUCCCGUUUUCUAUGUUGACACAGCUGAAAGGGCUAGCUCCACCUACACACAAUCUACUGGAGAACAAGAAGUUUCUGCUGCACUGUAAGUUGUGUCCAGUGAAAAAGUGGAAUUGACUUUUGUGAAAUCAAGCCUGUGAUGAAAGCCUGCAGAAUCUGUUGUGGAUAUUGGCUCUAAGGCAGCUGCAAAAGAUCACAGAAUACAUAUUUACCAAGGCCUGUAUUUGCUCAUACAUUUGGCUAUUUGUACAUAAAUGAAAAGGCUGUAUCAAAUUAGCUACCCUGAUAUGCUAACGUGGCAUUCUGUAGGGGAAAGAAAAAGCGUUCUCUUUUUUUGUGAAUGUAGAAGUAUAGUUUUGUACUAUAGGGCCCAAAACCACACAAAGGCUAAGGGCAUAAGCUAGCAGGCUCAUAAACAGGUUUUUUGAAGUGAACUAGAGGUUAGAAAUUGACACUGGUUCUUUGGAAACAUCUCUUGACUGUACCUUACACAAGAUAUCUCACUCAUUUAAACUCAGUCUCAGUCACAUCUUUUACUAGCCUGGUUGUGUAUCUCUGUAAAAAAUGCUAAAUUACUGAGGUCUGUGACACAGAAUCUUUACAAGUGGCAUGGGAAAAUCUUAUACAUUUAGAAGAGACUCUGAAAUUUCAAGUUAUAUUUUCCUUUGUGUAUGGUUGAGUACCAACCUCUUGGAUCUUUCUCAUAAUAGUUUUAACUACUAGGUGUUGGUAUGUAAGUGACUUGAGAGUUUGUUAUUUCAGAAGGCUCUCUUUUAAUCAACUGAUGUUUUAUAUGCUAUUUGUACUAAAAAGCUAAUAUAAUGACUAUUGUUGAUCAGAAAAAUCAAUGUGUUUACAGUAUUUUAAAAAUAAAGUAUUGCACAUGGAGCUUUAACCAGGUUAGAUCAAAGGUGGACAACAAGUCAACGGGGUUUUAGCUUUUUAGUGCAGUGAUUUUGCUUGCCAUUUUUCUAGCCUACGUAAGAGAAAAACUUUAAAAUAUGAAAUAAAUGCAGUCGUAAUGGCUGCAAAACCACAACAGCAUUAGAGGUGUGAAAAUGAUUUCUGAACAGGGUUGACCCAGAUGUUUUUAGAGAUAAGCAUAUGCUACAGACAUUUAAGUUAUCAAAACAUAUGAAUAAGUAAAAAUAUUCACUGUUCUGUAGAGUCAAGGGCAUAGAGCAUCUCUUUUUUUUGUUUUAGAAGCAGGUAUCAUUUGGGGGCUAUGACAAUGUUUUUUUUCUGCCAUUUAGGAGUUUUACAGAAAGCAAAAGCUUCUGUAAUUAGACUGAUGUUCAAAUAUGACUGGGCUUCCCCUUAAAGCUCAGAUCCUGAAAAGCACUUGAAACACAUAGAAAAGAUGAAAUAAAUAUGGGGAUACUCCAGUGCUUAAGAUCAUACCAUAAUCACGCUAUUAACUGAUUUAGGCCAAGUUGUCCUUUCUAGCAUUUCUUAUAUUUCCCCUAAGAUACAUGGGUUGGGACAACUCUGGACACAAGAAAUUAAAAGUGAAUCUUUUGAUUGCUAUUCUUAUCCAGCAGGGCAAUUUCUGUCUUCCAACUCCUCUAGAUAACCUUUUAAAUAAUAUUUUCAAAGAGGCAAAUGUUUCAAACAGCCCCAAAGAGAUUUUACAUUGCCAAGUGCUUGUGAAAGCAGGAAGUGAAAUAGGGAAAUCUUUGCUUAUCAAACCACUUAAGUUAUUCAGUUUUGUCAUAUUAAGCACCACUUUUGGACUACAUCCACAUGGGAAGUAUAACAGAAGUAUACAACACCUUCUAAUUUACAAGAUUUUCAGCUACAUACUCUUUUUUAAGACCCUCUGCAUCAGUUACUUUCUGGACUUUGUAUAUGCUUUUAAAAUAGUUAACUAUAUCAGUAUAAGCAAAAAUUGGGUAAUUUCAGCAAAAAAUGACAAAUAUAUGCAUUUAUUUUUUAAAGAGCUAGGAAGCUACAUGCAGUAACUUCUAGGUAGGUUGGCUUUUUUUUUUUCCUUCUCGAAUACCUUUAUAAAAAUAUUUUUGUAUUUCAUUCUGCUCUUGACAAGAGCUUUCAUUUGGCCCCUAAGACACCUUGCCUUUAAGAAGUUACUUCCUCUGGAGGGCUUUGACGCCAGGCAGGUUAUGUAUCUUGACCAGCCCUGCAGGAGCAAAGUACAACAACCAAACGUGCAUGAGCAUACUGACAAGCUUUCUGAGAGGCAUGUCAAAAACCAGCCCUGCUCCUUUGCAGUGUUCUCUUCUACAGCAUGGAUAUCUCCAAGCAACAAGCAGCUUUUGAAGGGAAGAGGUGGAACUUAAGAGAUUGGUGGCCCUGUGGAUCAGCAGCUUAUCAAGAGUUUCUAUCGCUUCACCAAGAAGGGACCACGCUUGAGCAAACGAGAACAAGCCAGAUUUCAGCUACUGGAGUGAACUGUGAUCCACGCUCAAGGAGACAAUGGAACACACGGUAUUUGGUAGCACUGCUGGUGCAUUCAAUUAAGGACUCUGCCCAUAGAUUGUAACAAUAUUUUGUAUUAUACAAUCCAUUAAAGUUGGUUAACUUUUGUGUGUUAGA
Messenger RNA from Harpia harpyja (harpy eagle), 5220 nucleotides. RefSeq names its product C-C chemokine receptor type 5-like. The coding region runs from base 1686 to 2756 and encodes 356 amino acids. The record is from RefSeq and is a predicted model, not a curated record. Gene Ontology annotation, cellular component: membrane; cytoplasm. Gene Ontology annotation, biological process: positive regulation of monocyte chemotaxis; immune response; inflammatory response. Lineage: Eukaryota; Metazoa; Chordata; Aves; Accipitriformes; Accipitridae. Gene Ontology annotation, molecular function: C-C chemokine receptor activity. The transcript is spliced from 2 exons.